Molecule: messenger RNA, 1600 nt
Organism: Cucurbitaria berberidis CBS 394.84
Lineage: Eukaryota; Fungi; Ascomycota; Dothideomycetes; Pleosporales; Cucurbitariaceae
Product: cyclophilin-like protein
Exons: 2
Coding region: 35-1459 (474 amino acids)
Biological process (GO): protein peptidyl-prolyl isomerization
Cellular component (GO): nucleus
Molecular function (GO): RNA binding; peptidyl-prolyl cis-trans isomerase activity
Source: RefSeq, a predicted model, not a curated record
AACAACGCCUUCUCCGCACAACACACCCUGGGCCAUGUCUGUGCUUCUGGAAACGUCACUCGGUGACAUUACCAUCGAUCUGCUGGUGGACGACGCGCCCACAUGCUGUGAAAACUUCCUCAAGCUAUGCAAAGUAAAGUACUACAACUUUGCGCCCGUGCAUAGCGUUCAACCAAACUUCUCUUUCCAGACAGGCGAUCCAAUCGGGCCCGGAUCUAAGGAGAGCGAUGGCGGGCGCUCAAUAUGGGGUCUUCUUGAGCCCACAAACAUAUCGAAGAAAACGUUUGUGCCUGAGCUCAAGCCAAAGCUAAAGCACACGGAUAUGGGCACCGUCAGCAUGGCCACCGCGCCAAACCCUGAGAAUCCAGACGAGCGGUUCGCGGGCAGCCAAUUCAUCAUCACUCUUGGACCGAACAUAGACUUUCUGGACGGCAAGGCAGCAAUAUUUGGCACCGUGGUAGAGGGCUUCGAUGCGCUCGAGAAGAUCAACACAGCAUACAUCGAUGACAAGGGCCACCCUCUGAAGGACAUUCGGAUAUUACACACGGUUGUCCUAGACGACCCCUACGCCGAUCCGACUGGACUGGUGGAACCGCCCGAAAGCCCUGUGCCUUCCGCCGCGCAACUUGCUACCGUACGUGUGGCCUACGAUGAGAGUCUUACUGAGGAGAACGACCCAGAAGCGUUAGAAAAGGUCCGCAGAGAACGUGAGGCGCGCGCGCAAGCCCUCACGCUCGAGAUGGUUGGCGAUCUCCCGUUUGCUGAAGUGGCACCACCCGAGAACGUGCUCUUUGUGUGCAAGCUGAACCCCGUGACGCAGGAUGAGGACCUGGAGCUCAUCUUUUCGAGAUUUGGAAAGAUCGUCAGCUGCGAAGUCAUUAGGGAUAAGCGAACAAAUGACAGCCUGCAGUACGCCUUCAUUGAGUAUACCAAUCAGAAAGACUGUGAACAGGCUUACUUCAAGAUGGACGGCGUCUUGAUUGAUGAUCACCGCAUACACGUGGACUUUUCGCAGAGUGUCUCAAAGAUCGCAGAUGAUUGGCGAGAUGUCACGAACAAGAAGCGGAGGCGAGCAGCGGGUGGUUUUGGUGGCAUCGACAAUUUGGAGAAAAAGAGGCAGUAUCGCGAUGGCUCAGGUCGUCAGAUCGUUUCUGACUCUGUAGUCAACAAGCUGGUUGUCGAUCGCGACAUCUCACAAGACUCGACUGCGCGCCCACGUGACGACAGAGAUAAGCGGCGGGACGAUGCUCGACGAAGGGAGCGACGGGAGGACUAUCACGACGACCGAUGGAAGCGGAAUCGCAGCCGAAGUCCAAAGCGCGACCGAAGAGAUCGUGACGAUGGCCGAUACGAUGGUCGGCGACGAGAGCGGAGUCGCAGUCCCAGUCACCAUCGCGACAACCGGCGGGACAGGAGUCGAAAUCGGUAUCGGAGUGAUGACCGUAAUGGCGGUCGCUGAGCGCUUUCGACGUCUAUAGCUGUUAAUACUUUUCUCAUGUUCUCUCUUGUCAUCUUCCAAGGGGCUUUUGUCAAUAUCCGCCGGUUCACUCUAUCUCUUUCUCUAGUAUGGCUUGUUAGGGUGUUGGGCCUUUAGGUGGGU